Messenger RNA from Danaus chrysippus (African queen), 6951 nucleotides. Lineage: Eukaryota; Metazoa; Arthropoda; Insecta; Lepidoptera; Nymphalidae. The record is from the annotation of a GenBank genome assembly.
AUGUUGAAUGACAGGGAGAUGCCUUACUACGGUUAUCGUGAAGGUUCGGACUCCAGUGGGGGUUGUUCGGAAUCUGAGGGGGACUCGGAUUCCGAUGGGGGUUUGAGCACGGAGAGUACUGUAGGCCAAGGCCUACCAUUCCCCGGCUUCACUCCUGUGGCCCUCAGGUAUUUAACACAGGACACGAGGCCCAGAAGUUGGUGUUUGAAGCUCAUCACCAAUCCAUGGUUUGAAAGAAUAUCGAUGUUGAUAAUAUUACUGAACUGCGUGACGUUGGGCAUGUACCAGCCCUGUGUGGACGACCAGUGCGUUACCAACAGGUGCAAGAUAUUACAGGUUUUUGAUGACAUCAUAUUCGCAUUCUUUACACUUGAAUUGACGAUUAAAAUGGUGGCUAUGGGAAUCUACGGUCAUGGAACAUACCUGGCAGAUUCUUGGAACCGAUUGGAUUUCUUUAUAGUAAUGGCUGGGGCUCUAGAAUAUGCUUUGAACGUUGAAAAUAUAAAUUUAUCUGCUAUUAGAACCAUCCGAGUUCUAAGGCCCCUGAGAGCUAUUAACAGGAUACCGAGUAUGCGCAUUCUAGUGAUGUUACUUCUCGACACGUUACCGAUGUUAGGAAAUGUUCUUCUUCUGUGCUUCUUUGUUUUCUUCAUAUUCGGUAUAGUUGGAGUACAGCUCUGGGAAGGAAUUCUGAGGCAGCGCUGCGAACUUGUCCUGCCACCUAACGUACUACGACCCAAAGACCUGUCAGAAUGGUACAGAGUGCGCGUCAGAGUGAACUCCAUAUCGUUUCACUACGAGUUCUCGAAAGAGUUGGACUACAUCUGUACGACGCCGGAAGAUAGCGGUAUGCAUUUAUGUGGAAACUUCCCUCCUUACCGAUAUGGACCGUUAGUCUGCAACGACACAGCGAAACCAUUCUCAUACAACUACCCGACAAACAACUCAUGUGUUGACUGGAAUCAAUACUAUACCAAUUGCACCCAGCGUGGUCCCAAUCCAUUCCAAGGAACAAUAUCUUUCGAUAACAUAGGACUUGCAUGGGUAGCUAUAUUUUUGGUUAUAUCUUUGGAAGGAUGGACGGAUAUUAUGUAUUAUGUGCAAGACGCACAUAGUUUCUGGGAUUGGAUAUAUUUCGUUCUUUUAAUUGUUAUCGGUUCAUUUUUCAUGAUCAAUUUGUGCCUGGUCGUAAUAGCGACUCAAUUCAGUGAAACAAAGAAACGAGAAAUGGAGAGAAUGCGAGCUGAACGGGCUCGUUUUACGUCGUCUUCGACUUUAGCCUCGUCUACAAACAAUAGCGAACCAGCCACUUGUUAUGCUGAAAUAGUCAAGUAUGUCGCGCAUUUGUGGAGACGAUUCAAACGACGAAUGGCUAAAAAGAUCAGAGUAUAUAAAUAUCAACGGGCUCAACUUAAAUGGAGGACCAGCCAAGAAACUCUUCAAUUGCCUGCUAAUCGUCCAAAACAACACCAUCCAUGUUGCCCCCGUGUCCACGUUCAGGGUAAUGGAAAAGGAAUCUCUGAAGAGGUUGGUGAUGAACCUCUAAGCAGGCCGAGUUUAUUACGAGUUCCUUCGCUAUCGGCUGCCGAUCUUGAGAACGCAUCAAACCUGUCGUUGCUGUCGCCUCCAUCACUAGCUCGAAGACGUUCCUCCGUAAUGUUCAGUGAUACAGUGCUGCUUCAUGUACCGAAUGCUCAACAUCUAGCUCAUCCCCACAACGUAUGCUCUUCGGAAAAGAUGACCCAAACAGAUUCAUUGUGUCAACGUGACUGGCUUAAGUGCCAAAGUGAAUUUGACUUGCCACCCGGAGAAACUGCAGAAGAUCGGGCCGCAGCUGGAGGGACAAUGUCUUGUCAAGAAUUGUUAGCAUUAUCAGGUGCACUAUCAGCUGCUCUACCAACAGGCCAAGUAGCAUUGGAUACAUUUUUUGAAGAACUGACGAAAGGAAUGAGCAAAAGAGCCGGUGAAGAUAAAAUGGAAACUAAGAUCGUUGAAAUAGAAGAUUUUUCAUGCUGCGCAGAACUAAUAGCCGCCGAGGCCGCUGCCACAGAAAAGAAAAAAGGCCGAAUUGCAAACGCUUGCAUCAAAUUGUGGCGAAGAAUAUUGAAAUUCUUUUCAUUGUUACGGAAACAUAUUAAAACCAUUGUUAACCAUAAAUAUUUCCAACAAGGUAUUUUGCUGGCUAUAUUAAUUAACACGCUGUCGAUGGGAAUAGAGUACCACAAUCAACCUCAAGAAUUGACAGUGAUUGUGGAGAUCAGCAACGUUGUAUUUUCUGGAAUCUUUGCUGUUGAAAUGCUUCUCAAAAUUAUUGCAGAAGGGCCCUUUAAGUAUAUAUCCAAUGGUUUUAACGUUUUCGACGGCGUUAUUGUAAUUUUAAGUGCAUUCGAGUUAGCUCAGAGUAUGGGGAACGAACAUGAUUUGGCUGGAAGUUCAGGCUUAUCUGUUUUACGUACAUUUCGACUUCUACGCAUACUUAAGCUGGUACGAUUUAUGCCCAACUUAAGAAGACAACUGUUCGUUAUGCUGAGGACCAUGGAUAAUGUUGCCGUGUUUUUUUCGCUGCUGGUUCUUUUUAUUUUUAUAUUCAGUAUUCUGGGCAUGUAUCUGUUCGGUGGUAAGUUUUGCAAGUUCGUCGAAGAUAACGGGAGUGAGCGCGACUGUACCUGCCCUGAGAUAAUUUCGCACCAUCCAAAAUGUGAAUGUGACAGAAAACAUUUUAAUAAUAUUCUUUGGGCUACCGUCACGGUGUUCCAGGUUUUAACUCAGGAGGAUUGGAAUGUUGUUUUAUUUAACGGUAUGGAAAAAACGAGUCAUUGGGCUGCAUUGUAUUUUGUGGCCUUAAUGACGUUUGGAAACUAUGUUUUGUUUAACUUACUAGUAGCCAUUUUAGUAGAAGGAUUUAGUUCAGAGAGAAAUGAAAGAAGAGAACGAGAACAACGUGAAUUGGCUAAAUCUAAAUUAUCAAGUGAAUGUUUUUCUGACAAUAAUGAAUUACAGUACGACGAAUCUAAUUCAGGAUCGCAUUCUAGUGACAGUUUUUCACAGAAUGAAAUAAAAAACUACUGGAAAUCAGCAGAUGAUGUUCGCAAAGUUAAAGAUGAUAACGGACACAAAGAUAAAUCCGUAAAAGUUCGCCGCAAAGCGAAAUCUUCCGCACAUCAUCCGUCAUUAUGCAAAGACUGUGCACAAUCAAACAAGUGUAAUAUUCAAAAAGAAUCAAAAAUGUUGGCAUCAAAUAUAGGCACAAUUGAAAAUGGUAAUGGAACUAUUGUCCCAAAAAUAACUCAUACAGCGGCUACACCUCAAGAUUCACCAUCCACAACCCUGGAGCCUGGUGCAACGUUCAGAGAUUUUAACGUAGCCUUAACAUUAGAAAGAUCGACCAUGCUAUCUAGUUUAGACUCCAUAGAUAGAACAUCGUGCACGAGUAUACCAGGAUUACUGAAACCUCCGAACAGUUAUACACUUACACUUCAUUCAGCAGCGGCUCAGUUAGGCGCUGAGAAAGCUAGGCUCCCACCACCAAUGACUCUUGCUCCACCACCCUUAACUCUUGCACCUCCUCCAUCCAGAUCUUCCUCACCUGGAUCUGUAACGCCAACUACUCCUAGAUCAUUACCAUCCCCUAUGAUACCAGAAAAAAAUUUUCAAGUUACUAUAGCCAAGGACGAAAAUUGUCUCAAUGUUAGUGAUAAAUCUAGUUUAUUGAGUUCACAAAAAAGUCUCACCAUAACGACACCAAAUAUAGUCGGCGAUGAUAAAUGUAGAGUGCAAAGAGGAUACAGUUGGCGUCUGUCUCGACCAAGCUUGAGGCGCAAAAAGCAACGAACAGGCUCUGACUCUGACGCUGUAGUCCUUAAUAAUGGACGUGAUCAUAUUGCAUGUAACGGAUCUAAUCUUAGAAAAAAUGAGCUGUUGCUGUCUUCAACUAUAGUUAUUAAAAAUGAUACCCAAUCAGAGAUCAACAACAGACCAAAAACACAGUUACCUGCUCCUAGAGUGCUACCUACGCAAGCAAGACGUGUUUCUGCACAUACAACUCCAAUUUUACCAGAUGUAUCUUGGAAAGCACCUGAAGUAGGAGCAGGAUUUUCAACUGAUUCGACAGUAAGAUUAGAUGCUGUAAAAUCUCCACAUCAUAGACUUUCUUUGACAAAUGACUACCUUACGGUGACAUCAGGUUCAGAAAUCAAGGCAAGCAAUUUGGCACCAGCAGUUGCUCCAAAUGCACAAAUACAGUCAAGGAAUGAACCUGUACGAACGAGCACUCAAGCCUUACCUCUCAUUAAACAAAUUAACGAGGAGGUGGCGAUUAACAAUAGUGUCUGCAUAUUUUCGUCUCGAUUUGACAGGCGACGAUUUCAUUUUAAAGAUCUUUUUCGAUUUAUGGAACCAACGGGAUGUCUCAAGGAAAAAGAGGAUUAUUCUUUAUACAUAUUUGCCCCCGAUAACAAAAUUAGAACACUUUGCACGUGGAUGGUAACAAGAAGUGCGUUUGAUAAUAUAGUUUUACUAUUCAUAGCGCUGAAUUGUAUCACUUUAGCUAUGGAGCGUCCAAACAUUCCCCCUGACUCUAAAGAAAGGGCUUUCUUGUCUAGCGCUAAUUACGUCUUUACAGUCGUCUUCGCUGUUGAAAUGUUUAUUAAGGUUGUCGCAUCUGGAAUGUUUUAUGGGUCUGAGGCCUAUUUUACUUCUGGUUGGAAUAUCAUGGAUGGUUCUCUGGUCAUUAUUUCUAUAAUUGAUCUUUUAAUGUCAUUGGUGUCCGAGUCUAGUCCACGAAUUUUUGGAAUUCUUAGGGUAUUUAGAUUGUUGAGAUCUUUAAGACCCUUGAGAGUAAUUAAUAGGGCCCCAGGAUUAAAGCUCGUCGUUCAAACAUUGUUAUCAUCACUUAGACCGAUUGGAAAUAUAGUUUUAAUAUGUUGCACGUUUUUCAUUAUAUUUGGCAUUUUAGGAGUUCAGCUCUUUAAAGGUGCAUUUUUCUACUGUGAAGGAGCAAGUAUCAAAAAUGUUAAAAAUAAAUCUGAUUGUCUAGCUAUUGAGGGUAAUGUUUGGGUAAACAGGAAAUACAACUUUGAUGAUCUGGGUAAAGCUUUGAUGUCAUUGUUCGUGCUUAGCUCAAGAGAUGGUUGGGUAAAUAUCAUGUACACAGGUCUUGACGCUGUAGGUGUUGAUCAACAGCCCAUUGUUAACUACUCAGAAUGGAGACUUUUAUACUUCAUUGCAUUUAUACUAUUAGUUGGAUUCUUCGUACUAAAUAUGUUCGUGGGAGUCGUGGUAGAAAACUUUCACCGAUGUAGAGAGGAACAAGAAAAAGAAGAACGAGUCAGGCGGGCUGCUAAGAGGGCGCUGCAAAUGGAAAAAAAGAGACGAAAAAUGCAUCAACGUCCAUACUAUGCAGACUACUCACAAUACCGUCUUUUCGUACAUAAUGUAGUCACAUCAAAAUAUUUUGAUCUGGCAAUAGCCGGUGUCAUCGGUUUAAAUGUUGUGACUAUGGCUAUUGAAUACUAUAGAAUGCCACCAGCGCUACAAUAUGCACUUAAAAUAUUUAACUAUUUUUUCACUGCUGUAUUUAUACUUGAAGCGGUUAUGAAACUUGUGGCAUUGGGUUUCAAAAUUUAUCUAAAAGACAAAUGGAAUCAAUUAGAUGUUAUAAUUGUAAUACUAUCCAUAGUAGGAAUAGUUCUAGAAGAAUUAGAGACUAACAUUAUUCCAAUAAAUCCGACAAUAAUGAGAGUAAUGAGAGUGUUAAGAAUUGCAAGAGUAUUAAAAUUACUAAAAAUGGCAAAAGGUAUACGGGCAUUAUUAGAUACGGUAAUGCAAGCUUUACCUCAAGUUGGAAACUUAGGACUUCUAUUUUUUCUUCUGUUCUUUAUAUUUGCGGCAUUAGGUGUUGAGUUAUUCGGUAGACUUGAAUGUAGUGAUGAAAUUCCUUGUCAAGGUCUCGGUGAACAUGCUCAUUUUGCAAACUUUGGCAUGGCAUUCCUUACACUAUUUCGUGUUGCGACUGGAGAUAAUUGGAAUGGCAUAAUGAAGGAUACUUUACGAGAAGAUUGUGAUAGUUCCGUAGAUUGUGUACGGAACUGUUGUGUUUCAACUAUUAUUGCACCGAUAUUUUUCGUUGUAUUCGUACUUAUGGCACAAUUUGUACUCGUCAAUGUAGUAGUUGCUGUCCUCAUGAAACACCUUGAGGAAUCUCAUAAACAAAUGGAGGACGAAAUUGAUAUGGACGUCGAACUAGAACGUGAAUUAGAAAGAGAAGCGGAUGAUGAGGAAGAUAGAGCUCUUUGUCGAGCUUUGGAAGAAUGUGUUUCUCCGCCACGACCUUUAAACAAGGUACCAUCACUACCAGCAAAUUUCACUUACAGCGAACCCAAACAACAACCGAUACCUUCACCUGCACGCAGACGUCGCACUUUACAUUCCCAUCAUGCUUUGUUGCCGGCCGCUUUGCCUCAAAGACGAGCCUCUCUGUCACCUCAUGCAUUUGGACGACGUCGACAGGAUUCAACUCCAGAAACACCAUACCCACCAGCGCUCUACGAAGAAGAGGCACGAUUUAUAGAUGCCGACGACAUUGAUGAAUUAGAACCUGGUAGCCCACCACGACAUGAUUCCUUUUCCCAAAAUCGAAGACAAAGAGUUGAUAAAAGAAAUUCUCUACGAGGUGAAGAGGCUAGACUACUUCGACCUGCGCCUAUUUUGUUAGCGGUUCCUACAACAAGGCAAAGUCUUAGACGAAAUAGUUCAAAAAGAAGAUCUUCUGCAGAAUCUGGAGCUACAAGCAGAUUAAGUCAAAUGUCAGUACAAACACCAUCUUCUCCGGAAGAUAAUAAUAAACAAAUUACCGAAGAAGAAAAAAUUAGAAUCGUUAUAGCUGAACGAAGAAAAAUAGAUAAUAUAAAACCAGAACCGGAAGAUGUGGAACUAUCAGAAAGAGCUUCCUAG